This is a messenger RNA of Ambispora gerdemannii, 1383 nucleotides long. The record is from the annotation of a GenBank genome assembly. Lineage: Eukaryota; Fungi; Glomeromycota; Glomeromycetes; Archaeosporales; Ambisporaceae.
CAAUCCUUGCUGACUGCAACAUUUCUAAGCUUGCUGAGAUCGAUGAGCGUUAUGAGAGAUGACUAUGCUAAAGGCAUAAAAGAUUAUUUUGAAUCACUAAAUUUUGUUCUUCAAAACGAAAAGACCUUGGUUGACGAAAUCUUAACGAAACAAACGGCUGAUGCAAUUAAAAGUCGAAUCAGCGACCUCCUCUCGACAUCCAGCGCAAAGCGCGAAAGAAGCAAAGAUGUUGAAUUGGAAGGUAUAGAGGAAAAUGAAGAUGGUAGGAGUGGUCGGUACACAGAGCAUAAACAUACUGCGAAGAAACGUCGUGAAGAGCACACUGCAUCCAUAUUGGUGCUUAACUCAAAGAGAUUUCGAAGCUUCCCAGUUAAUGACAAAAGUGACUUUCUCCAACUUCGUACCGACCCUGAAUUAGCUUACUUCGACCGAACACGAUAUAUAUCGGAUCUCUCUGUUCACCGGGACGUCCUGGCCGGCAAGGUUAUCCCAAACCAGUUUUUCGAUUUUUUUCGUGUCAGCUGCGACUCUGAUCCAAAAGUUGCCAAAGGCGAAUUUCAUGAAAUGAUUAACAAUGCUAUCAGAAAGUUUUACCGGACGUAUGCCUCUAUCUGGGCGCGACACAAGCAAUCUCAUCUUGUUGCAGCUAUUGCCUAUGCUAAAAACUCGUUAUUCUCGCAGAUCUAUCUCCUAGCCGACGAAUAUGAUUCUUUUAGUAAUGCAUAUUUGAAUCUCAAGGACCAGAAGACUUAUAGUAAUCUUCACAAUGGACAGUCCUUACUUAAAAUCUUCUGGGCGUGUGUACAAGGACCACCAAAAGAUCGAGAAAUCAGUGAAGAUGUCCUCGCAGCUCUACAACUAUUCAAUGUGUGUGGUUCAGACGUCGAAGUCCAGCAACACUUUCAUAUUAUGGUGCCUCACUACAGUGGUUGCCGUUUCUCCCAAUUUACUGGAGUUCCGCGCGUUUUCAACACGAACACCACUUUGGACUAUCUUCAGGUGUUCGCCAGUUCGCCUAUUGCUGUUAGCAUCCUUGAAAAAGUCAGCAGCCUCAGUUCAACAUCGAAUGUUGAUAUCUGGCACGAUCCGAUCUUAUAUAAGAUGCUGCCAUUCCAGUUCCGCUUCUCAGAUUUGGUACACAACAUUAUGAUUUCAGGACUCCACAAAGGACGAAGCGGCCUCAUGCGGUAUGCCGGAGGUCUUACAUAUGUUGAAGAGGAGCAUAGGAAGCAACUGCGAAUUUCGAAUCUCAUCCAAGUCCAACGCUUCACGCUAGCUGUUUUGGCCCGUUACCAACUGUGUGCAGAGGAUGUUGAAGAUGCUCUUAUGAAAAUCGUGACGACUGGAAAUGUCACACAAUUAUUGGCUGCUAUCAGAAGCUAA